Messenger RNA from Helianthus annuus (common sunflower), 726 nucleotides. Its product is annotated as probable receptor-like protein kinase At5g38990. Bases 1 to 726 code for a protein of 241 amino acids. Gene Ontology annotation, biological process: protein autophosphorylation. The transcript is spliced from 2 exons. Lineage: Eukaryota; Viridiplantae; Streptophyta; Magnoliopsida; Asterales; Asteraceae. The record is from RefSeq and is a predicted model, not a curated record. Gene Ontology annotation, cellular component: plasma membrane; plasmodesma. Gene Ontology annotation, molecular function: ATP binding; transmembrane receptor protein tyrosine kinase activity.
AUGGCUAUAACUUCAGAGCAGCUAUGUCGUCGCUACUCUCUUCCGGAUAUUCAAUUAGCAACAAAAAAUUUCGAUGAGGAACGGGUGAUUGGGCAUGGUGGUUUUGGGAAGGUUUACAAGGGUCAUAUAGAUGAAGAGAGAGGUGGCAGCACCAGCGUUGCCAUCAAACGUUUGGAUUCCAUGUCGAAUCAAGGAGCCCCUGAGUUUACGACUGAAGUAGAAAUGCUUUCUAAGUUGAGACAUGCGCACCUUGUGUCUCUCCUUGGUUGUUGUGAUGAUGGCGAAGAAAUGAUACUUGUGUAUGAAUAUAUGCCCAAUGGAACACUUUAUCAUCAUUUGCACAAUAGUAAUACCCCUUUGUCUUGGAUGCAAAGACUCAGGAUAUGGAUAGGGGCUGCACGCGGAUUGGACCAUCUUCACACAGGCCCGACGGGUCAGAGAAGGCAGUGUGAUGUGAACGGUCUUGGGUUGUUACUAAUGGAAAUACUUACAGGGAAACCUGCGCCUUCGGAUUAUAUGGGACGAGAACAUUGGUCACCCAAAGUUGCUUUAGCUUAUGUCGAGGAUCUAGUGGAUCCACGAAUGAGAUUAAAAGAUACUGAACUUGAGAGAGCGCGCGAACUACUUUCCCUAAUACUAAAGUGCACUAGUUACCACUACACAAUGGAACAAGCUUUGAAGGAACUCGAACAAAUAUAUAGCAGAAUGAAAAGACGGUUUUUCUAA